Podospora pseudocomata is the source of this 5541-nucleotide messenger RNA. RefSeq lists its product as uncharacterized. The record is from RefSeq and is a predicted model, not a curated record. Bases 1 to 5541 code for a protein of 1846 amino acids. The transcript has 3 exons. Lineage: Eukaryota; Fungi; Ascomycota; Sordariomycetes; Sordariales; Podosporaceae.
AUGUUCAAGAAUAUCCUCGUGGAGAGUUGGCCAUCGAGGCUGGACGACGACCCGGCUGAGAGCGACGAUGAUGCCAUCUCAUUGACAUCCACAAUCCCUCCCCCCGACGACGAGGAGUAUGUCGUCGAAUCGAUUCUGGCUGAACGCCCAAACCAAAACGGAAUCAUGUACUAUCUCGUUCAGUGGGAUGCUACCCGGUUUGAUCCGUUCUGGGACAGCACUUGGGAGCCCGCAGAGAUUUUUGGUGAUGAUAUGAUUGCCCAGUGGGCUGAGACCAAGGCCAAGCAAGAAGCUGGCGAAGAGAAGCCUUUUGAUGUCGACAGGUACUUUGCAGUUCAACAACAAAAGGAGCGGGAGAAAAGAGAAAGGCACAAUCUUCGUAAUGCGAAGCGCGCCCGGCUGGGCCUUCCCUUGACCGAGCCUUUGCCAGCAUCAUCGUCCAAAUCAAGUGCUAUUCCAGAAGAUGAUUCGAGUAGUGAUGAGGCGAGUGAGGAUGGCGAUGUUGUGGAAGUGUCGGCCCCUCGGCCCAAGCCACCCAAGGCACGAAAACCAUCUUCGACCUCGAUUUAUAAGAAGGGCGUGGCAAGGCCUAUUAAGACCACUGCUCCCAAAUCGCCAACAAAGUCCAAGCCUCUGAAGUCCUCGACCUUGUCAAAACCAAACAAGGAUAGGCCAGCAAGCCUCCCAGGCAAACUAGCCAAACCUGCAGCGACCUCCGACCCACUGGCAUCAUCUUCCACAAAGAAACGGCAGGCUACAGCUCCGUCGACCACUGGAUACGAGGGAACUGCAAGAAAAGCAAGUAAAGACGACGUGAGCGGCCCGUCAAAAUCAAAGACCAAGGAAUCAAACCUCGGUUCCAAGGGUGCCGCAUCUAGUAUAAGAGCGCCGUCGGGCCAAAAGACAACGGCCCGCAAGUCGACCCAAAAGACCGUCCAAAGCAAGACGGGGAACAUCUUUACUGGCGGUAAAGUAAGGAAACCACGGCCUGUCAUUGAGGAGGUUAUGUCCAAUCCCGCAAAGGACCCCAAGCCCUUCAGCAACAUGCAUCUUGGGAGAUUGGCCGAACUUCGUAGCCGUGCUAGGGAAGACAUUGCCCCUGACCCUUCAAAGGUGGCGCUCUUCCCCCUGACCGAGGGGCCUGCUGCAGCGAGAAAGAUGUCCAAGGAAACUGCACAACCGACGGAUCUACCGGAAGACGACAGCCUUUUUGUUGGCGACUAUUCGAUGGAGCUGGAGUCAAACCCAGAAGACAUAACAGCACCCAUUUCCUCCAGUUGGACCGGCCUUGCACCGAUCUCGACAGGCCUAGUGCCGGCAACCUCAGCAGGCCUCACAGCAACGUCGGGAGGAAUCUCACCAAAAACAAUUGACCCAGCACCAGCCUCAGCGGGCCUGCCACCGCCUUCAGCAUGCCUGCCGUCAUCACCACAAGCACACACGGCACCAAUCUCAAGGCCCCCUUUGAAAAAGCGGAAGUCGGUGAGAUGGGAUGACGACGUGAACAGCGUCAUCGAAUUCCGUGAGCCGGAUCCCAUGGACUUGGACGAUAAUACUCUUGUGCAAAAAGAUCAAGUUGAGGCCACUCCACGGCCUGCAGCAUCUCUCGCUGCUCGGCCUCCUACCCCACCCCCCCCAUUGUCUGCUCCUGAGCCAACAGUUACCAUCAUACCCCAACGCAAUACCUGUUCAGAAAAGCGGGUUAGGUUUGGCAAGCCCCAGCCUGGGUCCAAAUGUAUUCAAACAACUUUCAACGGGUUACCUAAUGGGACUCGUGAUGAGCUGUAUGCAAGGUUUCUAGCCACGGAGAGCUUGGAGUUUGACCACAGUUGCCUUGCUACGUCGGUAGCUACCGCACUGCACUCAAUGGUUAAAACUGGCUUGGCCUUUGGCGGCUUAAGUUCUAAUACUGACCAACAAAGGCUACACAAUGUGGCGAGUUCUUUACGAGCCGGCAUUAUGGGACUGCUUUGUGCUCAGCCAGACUACAGCAUUCUCAUAUACCCGUCAAAGUGUGAAGAAUGGAAUGCCGUUCAGCUCAGGGGACUUCCAGCGUCAGGUCCAUCUGAAUUUGAGCUCUUGUACUACAUAUUUACACCACGCGAGCCCCUCCUGGCCCUGCUGCCGCCACCCCGGGAUGUGCCACCCAAGCCGCCUGGCGCUGGCAAGGAGUCAUCAAACCGGCAACUGAUCAUGGAAAAGUUCUUCGGUUUUGACUACCAGAGGCUGCUACCAACCAGCUUGAAGCCCGCAUCGACACAUAACUUCUUCCUGGCAUUUCCUGACUCAAAGAUGGAAGUUCGUCUCUUGCUAUUUCACUGGCUCCGUGCAUGUGAGCCCAACUGCUGUAUUUUCACAAGUGACCAUCCUGGGAGCUGGUAUGCCUUCCAGAGCAAGCUCAGCUCAGAAGAGACAGCGGGUGUGGUAAUCGUACAUGAGUUGAUGGCGUGGACCUUGCACAGGCUCCCGAAUCUGCGACAUCUCUUACUUGGCCGAGAUGAUCAGUUUUGGUGCUUUACAGAGCCGAUGAGCAAGCUCCCGAUGUAUCCAUCAACAACUUCGCUGUUGGAAGAAAGUUCUGUGGUGCCUCCCGGCCAACUCCAGCUCACGCGCUUGUUUCCCCUAGGGGCGGCCAUAUUAUUGACCCCAAGCUUUCUGGUAGCGGAACCAACUCGAGCCCUCGAAAUCAUCGACUGGUUUCUGAUGUACUUUGCCAAAUCCACAACAUGUCGUCUUGUUACCGCAUGGGACUUUGCAGCCUACCUCAGGGACUUGGCUGAGGAGAAGGAGCAUGAUCGAGCCAAGUUGCUAGCCUCCCCAGCAGCGAUGGAGAGCACGGCCAAUCUUACCAUUCUCGAAAACUUGAAAGGUUUAAGCAAGGAAGAUUGCGAGAGCCGGUUUACUGCCGCUAUAAAGGCCUAUGAGCUGGACGACCUGAGACGUCGAAAACUCCCGCCUGUUGGUGACAACGAGGAGAGCGCCACGCUGGUCUAUGCUAUUGACAAGAUCGACCCCAAUGACGAGCAAAGCCUCGUCAACUGGUUUGGGUACUGGUCAACACUGCGAUUGGAUCAGUUCCGCCACUUCUACGUUCUUGGUACAGACGACUCCAUAACAGCGCGUCGGUCUGAAAGAGGCGAGCGAGAAAUCGCCGUUCCAACGUACACCAGCCGCACCAUCAAUGACUCAGACUACGUGUUGAAGGGCACCUUGGAGCACUACCGUGUUCGCAACACGCAGGCCGAGCAAUCCGGACAAGCCCACGCUGUUGCUGAGAGCGCAGGUAUAGCACCAGCCGCCACCUCUUCUGCAGCCCCUGCUUCUGUGUAUCAGGCCUUCGCAAUGCACGAGGUCUCCAGCGAGUGCUUUAGUCGCAUAUCACAGCACUCACUUGCUGAGAUGCUGAAAGAUGUGGGGCCAAGCGAAUGGAAUUCCAGUCUCUGGAUCUUGUUCGGGUUUCCAGUUUCGUGGUCCGAUAGCGACAUGGGCGAUCAUUACGAAGAUUUCACACUGCACUGGAACACCAUCUCGAGCUGGUUCAAAUGGGGGUUUCCAUGGGGAGGAAGGCAUGGGAUCACGCGGUUCAAUACCUAUGUCGGUUUCUUCUAUACCAUCCCCGACGAGUGGGACCCCGACAACAAGCCUGACGACCGCACGCCAAAACGACACCCCUGGCUCGUCUUUUAUCGGCCACGUGAUGCGUUUAAGAGACCGUGGACAGACGCCGAGCUUAUCAUCUGGGAUCCUGCGGCCCCAAGGAGGUUUGGAGACCGUCAGCCCACCGAGGGCGAGCUUACGUUCAUGCAGCGGCAACUGAUCAAGCAUGUACGGGAGCAUACAGGGGAAAGGAAUCCCGGCACCAGGUUGACCGAUGUGUGGCUUGGGGGUUACAUGGUCCCGGAAGAAUGCCAAUCUCCGCACGACAUUGAUGUGGUGGCUCUAUUUCUCCAAGCCUUGGGCACCGAGUUCCAGUUUAAGAAACUUAUUCCCGCGCCGCGUACCAGCAUGUUGAGACCCAAUAAAGGAUUCAAAAGGGUGAAGCUCGCCACGGAUCCAGUUACUGACGAGGACGAUGUGGAGAUGGGUAUCCGGGAUUCUGAGACAUCGGAUGAGGAAGACGCCCGCAUCAUUUUCCACCCACCUCGCGCGACAGGGCGGCCCUUGUCGGACGACGGGCCCCCAUCCAAGUGUACCAACAGGCUCUUUGAAGAAGCCCGCCUCUGGCGCAACAGGUAUGGGCGACGCUCACAGUACAUGAAGUAUCGGUUUCGACCUACCACGGAGUGGUACAAGGACCAGGAGGAGGAGGGGCGUGGCUUUUCACAUAUAACGGACUUGGGACCGCCAACCCCACGUUGGCCGGCGUGGACUGAGGCCGGUGGAGGCGUCGGGGGAAGUGCAGCCAAAGGUGAUGGGAGUGCUCAACCGCAGCCAUCUACAUAUGGACAGUCACCCAUUACAGUCUCGCGGACUGCCGCUAGCUCUUCCUACCAUCAAAGCAGCGUGCCCCCUCCGAUGUUGCAGGAGCCACCAACUGUGACUUUGACGACACUCACUGAGGCUUCAACGACACCUGCCUUAACCCCGUUGGGUAUGCCGGUACCGAUGAGAUUGAUCAACAGACUCAGCACCCCGUUGAAGUCAAUACUGAAAAACUCGGGAACCCCACAGCCGACCGCUGCUAUGGGCGAGGUCCAGCUUCUUGAUUACAAUGCUGAAAAUACACCUUCCAGCGCUGCAUUUUCUAGAAUGCGCAUCUCCUCACCACCGCCAGCAUCUCGGGCAUUGAAAAAGACAGUCCCUUCUGAGGAGCCUGCUCCUAAAUCGAAGGCGAUAACGGUGGGUUCGGUUGCCGGUCGUAGUAAGCGGCCUCGAAUACCAGAUUCGGCUUCAGGGGAUUCGAUCGUCGUAAGCGGGGAGGACGAUACACCGAGUACCAUUCCAGCGCCCGAGUUCCACAGACUGAAGAAGCGGCGGACGUCUGAGACUGCUAGCAUGGCAAUCAGGGGGGAAGAGACGGUCUCCUCGGCUAGCAAGCCUUCAACUUCAACGAUGAUCAAGGUGUUGCCAGUUUUGACCAAGACAGCAGCGGAUUCACGGCCUAAAGCACAGAGCAAAGCGUCUGCAUUGCCGUUCAGAUCUUCAACCUCGAAGCCUCCAAAAACAUCAGCAACGCCUAUUCCGGUGCCAAAAGUCCCGGGCGUAAGGCCCGCAAUGACGACUCCCACAUCACAGCCCAGGACGCCCAUCUCGCAGCACAACACCCCCGGCACGAGGCCCCCAACGGCAACUCCCACCGCGGGUUCCGUCCCUAGGCUCUUCAAUACAGCAGUUCCCCCACACCGAAAGGUCGGCGGCACAGUUACAAACCAAGCUGGCGAAGAGAGCACCACGAUCCCUCCUCUUCGGCCCAGCGACACCAAACGGCGCAAGACACUGAAGCCUCCGUCUUCAACAUCGACCAGCGGCAGCGCCCCUGCUCCCAAGACCACCACGAAGACCGGGAAGCGUGCCGGAACCAACAAGGCGAGGCCUUCUUAG